This is a messenger RNA of Sardina pilchardus (European sardine), 8814 nucleotides long. RefSeq names its product FYVE, RhoGEF and PH domain containing 5a (gene fgd5a). The transcript has 22 exons. Gene Ontology annotation, cellular component: cytoplasm. Bases 612 to 5294 code for a protein of 1560 amino acids. Gene Ontology annotation, molecular function: guanyl-nucleotide exchange factor activity; metal ion binding. The record is from RefSeq and is a predicted model, not a curated record. Lineage: Eukaryota; Metazoa; Chordata; Actinopteri; Clupeiformes; Clupeidae.
CCAAUAGCAAAUGCUUUUGGUGUCUUGCAAAAAAAAACUUUUUUAGAAACAUUUUUUAGGAAAGUUUGUUAGAAUCACCUCGGUCCUUGGAAAACGUCUAUGAUUGAGGACUAAAAAAGCUUAUAGGCUACUAGACGGGAAUUGAUGCUCGAUAAGUAGGUUUGGCCAUGAUCAUCGCUUGAGUGAAGACUCGACCUCCUCAGGAAGCGCGCAGAUUUGCCGUGCGUAUCCACACAUCCAAGCACGCGCGCACCAGACUCACAUCUUCAGUGCAAUGCCUGCAUUCGGACUGAGACAUCGCUACACCACAACACAAGUACGAUUCUGCAAAGGAUACGGAUUAUGAGAUACGUUUUAUGUGGUGUAUUUCUCACUUUUGAAAUUAGGCCUAUUUAAAAAUGAACGAGGAAUAACUGGACGGGGAGUUUGGAUUUACUGUUGGCGUUUCUUGGGCAAAAUAUCAACAGUGGAAAUAUUUUGGUUGCCAUGGUGGAUUAUGACCAAAAAUGAACACAGGUAGUUGACAAUCAAUUGCGAGUUAUCAAAAGCAGCUGCAGGCUCCUAAACCAAAGAUUCGAAGUCAUCUGACAAUAAAGGUGCACUCGAGCCUCAUGUCAAGGUCCUAUCUUUCAACACGAGGUCCUAAGCCUCCUGUGGCUCCCAAGCCACGGCUUGCUUUGGACGUGGAGGGAGAGAACAGCUUGAGUGUUGUGGUCAAUGGAGACUCGGCUCUGUCAGAGAGCGAGCCAGAGCAGGAGAGCGAAUCAGAGGCUAUACGGAAUGAAACGGAGGAAGCAGAACCUGCUAUUGACGUCUCGGAGGAACUUGAUGACAGUGCGGACUCAAAUGACCAUCCAGGGGAAGAUCUGACACUCCGCAACGAUGCCUGUGACUCCAGUGAACGGGAGGAGGAGCAGGAGAAGGAGGGGGUAGAUGAGGAGGAGCAGGAGGACGAGGAGGUGGAGGACUUAGCUGAGGAGGAGAAGGGGGAGGCUGCAGCCGAAUCGGCCGACACCCUCUCUCUCAGGUCAGCUGAAGAUGCCGAGGCCCUGCCUGACUGCGAAGAUGAUGCUGCUGCUGCUGCUGAUGCUAGUGCUGCUGGUGUGGAUGAUGAUGAUGAUGAUGGAAACAACGAUGAAGAAACCUAUGAGGCUGAGGACACAGCGGAGGACGCAGGGGACAGUCUGCUGUGCGAAACCUACUGUGAGAUACAGGGUGUUGCGGAGGGCGGUGGGACCCCACAGAGCCUCGGCGACGAUGAUGAUGAUGAUGCUGAUGCUGAUGACAACCCUGAUGAGCCGACAGAGAGGGCCGGCGGUGAGAUGGAAGAGCCAGAUGGCUCCGAUGGCACCUCCCGCCUCAGCAAACCCAUCACGGAGCACGACAGCCAGCUGUGCAAUCAGGACGGCAGCCCAAAUCACCGCGGAGGAUGUUUACGCGCGGUGCCACCUGAGAGCGAGGCCAGCGAGGAGGCAGAGGCCGGGCUGGCGUCGCAAGCCACAAACUGCAUAGCUCCCCCUGUGGGUGAGGAGUAUCCCUACGAUGUGAUUGGUCCCCUGGAUGAAAACAGCGAGUGGCAGCCGGAACGCGCCACCAAAGACCGCUCCGGAUGCUACCGGUUCUCAGACGAGGUGGGCGAAGUGGGCGAGGUGGACGAGGUGGACGAGGCCGACGAGGCCGACGAUGCUUUCGACGCUUACUCCGUCAUAGAAGCGGUGCCCGCAGACCUGGGGGCGACUGCCGAUCCAGAGCUCGAGGACACGGAGAACGAAUGCGACAGUGCGAUGCCGGACUCCACAAGAGAGGAAGACACGGGUGACUCGAAUCAAGAGCCGUACUACGUGUCGUCCGAUGACGUGGCGGAGGCCGAGAAAGCCCAGCUGGACGCGGAGCGCGAAGAGGCCCAGAGUCACGCCGACGCAAACACGGAAGGAGCCGACGACUACGCCGACAUCGAGGGCAGCCAGGAUGGAGACGAUCUGCUCCAUUUGGAGUGCGUGUCGUCGGAGGACUACGUGGAGAUCGGCGACGACGACGAGAGCGACACGGAGCGGAGGAGCAAAGGAGGCAAGAGCGUCAAGGAGCGCAACGCCAAACAUACCAACUGCCAGCGCAGCAACUGCCAGCGCAACAGCUGCCAGCCUCGGGUACGACUCUGCAACAUCACGGUGCCGGUGGGGAUGGAGGUGGGCCGGACGCCCGAGCUGACCAACAGGGUGGUGUUCGCCCACACCACCGAGGCGUUCGAGGAGGACAUCGAGGACCUGGACUGCCACAUCGUGCCUUUUUUUGAGGACAGCGACACGGACAGCGACGAGCACAUCUACGCCGAGGCAGGGCUGGACUCUGAAGGGGAGAACUUCAUCUCCCUGGACAGGAAGAGCAUUGUAACGCGCUCGCGCUCUCUUUCCGGGAAAGUGCCUGGCUACGUGCCUGAGACUGUUCCGGAGGAAACCGGCACCGAUUACCAGACCCACGAGUACUACACUGUGGCCUUAGACCAAAAUGGCGACCCGCUCAAACACGCCGAGGUCAGCCGCCUCAUCCCUUCCUUAAAGCCCAGGCGCUUUCUCUUGAGCCCGCGGUCAUUUUCAGUCGAAGGGCGCGAGCUGCCGCUCACGGCUCACCUGGAGGGCGACAACUCCCCUCGGGAGGAGAGGCUGAGGAGGAAAGACGACAACCUCUCUUUGCCGUGUGUCAUCGCCUCGUCCGGAAGCUUCUCUCAGAGGAGCUACCACUCCUCCAGCGGCGUGUCCACCCCGACGUCUCUGGUGGACAUCCCGCCGCCCUUCGAGCUGGCGUACAUCACCAAGAGGCCGGUCACCAAGAGCUCGCCCUCUCUCCUGGUCCAGCACGAGUCGUCGGACAGGCCCAAAAAGAAGAAGUCCUCGUUCAAGCGGUUCCUGGCGCUGAAGUUCCGGAGGAAAGCGGACAGCAAGCCGCACGGGGACGGCAGCGUGCGCUCGUCGCGGUCCUCCUCCGAGUCCAGCCACCACGGGCCCAGCCGGGUUCUGGAGCUGGACCGCCGGAGCACCAGCAGCUCGCCGCAGCUGCAGUCCCGCGUGGUGACCCAGCAGCACAUGCCCGAGCUCCCCGCCACCUUCCUGCUGUACAGGGACGGGCAGAAGAGGAAAGGCGUCCCCAAGAUGUUCGGCGAUCGGCGCAUCUCCAGAGUGGAGUCCUUCGAGGACCGCUCGCGACCCCCCUUCAUGCCUCUGCCUCUCACCAAGCCCCGGUCCAUCUCCUUCCCCAGCGCGGACAUGUCGGACUACGAGAACAUCCCGGCCAUGAGCUCCGACUACGAGAACAUUCAGAUACCCACUGGAAGACCUACGCGUGCGGUGACCAUCACAGAGUUCUUCGACGACCGGAACCGGACGACCAUGCCCGCUAAUGACACUGACGGCUAUGUGGACAUGAACAGCUUUGCUGGAAUCGAGAACAAGCCACAGACCCCUGAGCAGGAGACUGAAAGUGCCUACACAGAGCCCUUCCCUGUCUGUCCAGCAUCCACCAGUUUGUCUGCUGAGGAAGACCAUGGCCGCACCUCCGAGGAGGAAGAGGGAUGUGGAGAUCAUGGCUAUGACAGACAGAUUGAUGGGCGAUCCCGAGCCUUCUACGUGGCCAAGGAGCUGGUGGACUCGGAGAGAGAACAUGUAAAAGCUCUGAAACACAUCGAGGAGGACUUCAGGGAAGCCGUGGCGGCGGCAGCGGGGGAGGACGGUGAGCCGGCCCUGGACGAGGACAUCCUGGGCGAGAUGCUGGGGCCCCUCCCCGACAUCUACCAGCUGCACUGCAGCAUCCUCACCGAGCUGGAGAAGCGCAUCCGCCAGUGGGAGGAGAGUCAGCAGGUGGUGGACGUCAUCCUGACGCGGCGCGCCGAGUUCUCGGUCUUCACCAGCUACAUCACCGACUAUGACCGCCGCAUGGCCCAGCUGGACGAGAGCUGCGCCCAGCACCCGGCCUUCUCCGACAUCGUCACCCAGUAUCAGGUGGAGAAUAGCGAGGGCGUGCAGGUGCCCCUGAAGCAUCAGCUGCUGCAGGUCAUUGUGCGGGUGCUGCAGUACCGCAUGCUCCUCACAGACUACCUAAACAAUCUCUCGCCGGAUUCCAAAGAAUACGAAGACACUCAAGCUGCCUUGGUAAUUGUGUCAGAGGUGGCGGACCAGGCGAAUGAUAGUCUCAAACAAGGGGAGAACCUGCUGCGCCUGGUACACAUCGAGUACAGUGUCCGUGGGAAGAGGGACCUGCUGCAGCCUGGGAGGGUAUUUGUGAAGGAAGGCACACUCAUGAAGGUUUCCCGCAAGAGCAGACAGCCCCGGCAUCUGUUUCUGAUGAAUGAUGUGAUGCUGUACACUUAUCCCCAGCAGGAUGGCAAGUACAGGCUCAAAAACACCCUCCCUCUAAGUGGAAUGAAGAUCAGUAAACCGGUCAUAGAGAAUGUGCUGAACACCCUGCGGAUUGAGGUGGCUGAUGUGACCAUCACCCUAUCUGCGAGCUCCUGCGGUGAGAGGGAGGACUGGUUUCACACUCUUAGCCGUGCCAUAGCUGACCACGCGGCUGGCCUCAACACAUUUAGCAGCUCUAGUGAGGCUCGGGAGAAGCUGUGGAUGUCGCUGGGGGAGGCGGCUCCCAUCCUGGUGCCCGUGUCACAGGUGAUCAUGUGCAUGAACUGCACCUCCGACUUCAGCCUCACGCUCAGGAGACACCACUGCAACGCCUGCGGGAAGGUCGUGUGCCGCUCGUGCUCCCGAAACAGAUACCCUCUCAAGUACCUCAAGGACCGCAUGGCCAAAGUGUGUGAUCACUGCUAUGCUGAGUUACGCAAGCGAGCAGGUGGCGCUCCUCCGCGUGCAUGUGGGAACGCCAGCCCUCGGCCCAACCGAGCCAGCAGACCCCUGUCUGCCGUGUUCCAGAGCUUCCAGCCUCCCAGCCUGUGGAGGAACAGAAAGAGCACCUCCCCCCUCGCACAGGUGUCUGUGGGUGCUGAGGGCUCCACCAUGAGCGGCAGCCUGCAGCGGCGCAAGAAGAGCAAGAGGAAGUGGAAGAGGCUGUGGUUCCUCCUUAAAGACAAGGUGCUCUACACCUUCAAAGCACGCGAGGAUAAGGUGGCGGCAGAGAGCCUCCCCCUGCAGGGCUUCACCGUCAAGCUGUCCGACUCCUCGGAAGGGGCCGAGGCGUCCAGCGUGUUCCAGCUCUACCACAAGAAGACCCUCUACUACACCUUCAGAGCCGACGACCAGCACGCAGCCCGCAGAUGGGUGAAUGCCAUGGAGGAGGCCACAGUCUUGUAGCACUCGCCCACUCCUAAAGAUGUUGUGUGUCAACUGAGACAGCCUGGACUCUCAUUUCCACCCAUAUUUACGUCCCUCAGAAAACCUGCUCUCAUGAACACGUUUUAACCUUAACAGACUGGAUAUUAUUUCAUGCAAGAGGAUCAUGCAGACACACUGCCCUGGGAUAAGGUGCCCUCCCCCCCUCCUUUAUUCUCACCACUGGGACUCUGAGACAUGUGCCAAGCCAUACUGCUCCAUACUGAAUGUGCUCUGGGAUCUCUUCACUGCCACCCAUAAUCUGUGCCACAAGCAGAACGAAUGUUCUCUCUCUCUAGCCUCCUGUCAAGGAGAGCAUUGCCAUCUCUCCGCAUACUGAGCGCUUGCCAACAGAUUGUCACAUGUACAGGCGCUUGGAUUUGUUGCUUUUUUACGCUCUUUUGAAAGCAGGACAGAUCAUUGACAGCGUGUCCAUGUGCACCGGACUGGACAGCUACUCAACCGCUUUUAGUUGCUUAACCAACCGAAAUGAAGGGAAAUGGAGGCUAAAAAUGACCCGUUUGUUUACUCUCCUGAAUGGUUUUGUUUCAAACAAGGGCCCAAAGAGUGGGCAAACAGAUUUGAGAGUGAAAGUUCACCACAAGGGGAGGAUAGAACUGGUGGUGAUGUCUAACUACCUGUAGCUCGUGAUGAUUUCCCAAACAAAUUGUUUCAGUUCUCUUUAGCACAAAACACUGUGCAUUGUGCAUUGUGCAUUGCUGUGCAAAAAAAUCGGGUCGGUGAGAAAAAAAUAACCAGACACCCCCUGGCACAUCUCAGUCAUUACCUCUGCCCUUCCUCUUUGAAAUCAUUAAUUAUUUUCAACACUGGCAUAUUAUUAGUAAAUUAAGAAAUUCAUUUUUACUGACAGUAAGAGUGCUCCCUAGUCUCUCAGUAUUACUGUGUUCAGAUCCUCUGCUGAUGAAGCCCAUCAGAUUUCUGCACAGAAAAUGAUGAAUUUAAUAUCUUCCCUCACACUUCUGCCCUCUGGUGUUCUGAGAAUUUGAAGCAUAUUCUUCAACUAUUAUCUCCACCAAGGAGAUUAUGUUUUUGAUGCAUUUGUGUCUGUUUGUUUGUCUAUGUGCAGGAUUACACAAAAACUACAGGCCCAACUUGCAUGAAAGUUGCUGGAAUGGUCCAAGGACAAACCAAUUACAUUUAGGAGCAGAUUGGACUUAAGUUUAGAAUUCAGUUUCACUUUCACUACAGUUAUGAGACAUGGCUUUGGCAGGUUAAUAUGGUGACCAUAAUAAAAUGCACAACAUACCCUCUAGUGUUCAAAGCAAGGAAAUGCAUUUCAUUACGGAUGGUCUCACCCAAACGAGUGCCUCCUGCGUUUCUGAAACCGUAGGUAGAAAUCACCAUGACGUGGUAAGACUUACUGUGCAACACUGUAACAGUUUGUCCCGAAACCCACUGCAGAAGUUUCAGUUUUAGGCUUCUUGAGGUAAAUUCUAGACCAAACAAAGCGGAAGGGAGAGUUUCACACCAGUAAGGAUAUAAUGACUGAGCUUUGGACUGACCUGCAUAGAACAAAAACAGAACUAUGAGGCCUUGGCUGAUGCAUGUGCUCUCCAAGUGCUCUGAUGGUCUAGAAUGAAAUGUCUACCAUGAAUCCUUAUUCACUGACUCCCAUAACACUUAUCCAUCCAUGAUUAAUCAAAAUGUAAUUUCAUGUGAUUACGCCUUCUCAUCACAUUGCAGAUUUUAUGUAUCAUGGACGUUUAUGACAUUUACAGUUAUGUAUGGCCCAUAACAUUUAAGAUUGUGACACUGGGACCUCUCGAAGAAACCACUUAGCCUAUGGACUACUACCUUUUACUCUUGUACUGAAGUUAGUGAACCUUGUUGGCCGAAGAGAUUUUGUGUAUAUACCGGUAAAAACAGCAUCGCUCUCUGUGCUGCAGUGAUCUCAGUUUUAUAACAAAAGAAAAUUAUGUAUAUACAUAUAUUGACAGGGGUUGUUUCUUUUAUAUAGAGGGUAUAUGGUAAACUCAAGGAUAUUUUAUGUAUAUUGUAUCAUGAAUUAUAAAAUAUGGUAUUUUUUUUGAAAUUAUCAACACUCUAAGCAAGAUUUGUCUCUUGUGCCCAAAGACACACUAGUAUCUUAGGUUAAUGUGUGUACUUAUGUUAAUUGUUUAUAGUAAUGGCUAACAUUAACAAUGGGAGUGCCAAAACAGGGAAAGUGGGAGACAUGUCUUCUUUUACAUGUGAAGUAUAUGUAAAGAUGUGAAAACAAAGACGUUACACAUUUUGCAUUUUAUCUGAUAGACAUCCCCUGAGCAGUAGAGUAUCUAAAUGCCUUUGAUAACACUUGGCCACAUGAACCAUUAGAAUUCCAUUACACAUUGUCUUGAUAACAUGCUGUGAUCACGUUACCUGGACACACCAAUAGUUCACUGAAGUUUUGUCACUAUGUUAUGAGCAGUGUUCAGAAUGGUUCAGAUAAUUGCAUGCUUCCAUUUCCCUUGACUUACUAUAGAGGUCAGACCUUCAGUUGGUCAAAGAGGAAGUAUAUUUUAGUAUAUCUUUUCAGAUUUUGCAUAUUCAGACAAACGGUAACUUGCAUGAUAUUAAUUCAUAUCUGAAUUUCUUAAACACGACUAACCUCCAGGUAGCUCACUGAACAAAAAAAACAUUUCACUGAUAGAGAUGCCUUUAUUUUGUAUUUUCACUGUGUCAAGCUGUACUGUAUUUGCUUACCUUAUGUACCCUGGCCUCUGUCUGUGGUAAUGACUAUAUAGAGAGAUUAUACAGAAUGAUGAAUGUAAUAUCAAGAUCAGAGUUGGUGUACAUAUUCAGCAUUAUAUUGAGACACUCAAGAGGCUGCUCCAUUCAAUACUGUACUUUUACUUGCUGCCCAAGUGUCUGCGUAAACUGAGCCUUUUCUGGACAGCUUCCUGAAACUGCUACGGUUUCCAUUGAACAAUCUCUGUGUCGAAUGCCUCUGCUAUUGUCUUUACAUUCUUUUGCACUUCAGUGUGACCAGUUUGUAGUUCGUGUUUUUUGUGUCCAACAAUCCGAACCAAGUACAGUUUUGUAUUGGACAUUCAGAAAGUGUCAGUUGAAAUACAAAUAAUUAAAGUGUUCUUUCUCUUUUCCAUGCCAGAUUAUCUUUUACAUCAGUGGUGUAUUACGUUGUUUUAUCUAAAGGCCUGGCAUCAAGACUACUGGACCACCUAGACUACUGGAAGUGUAAAUGUCUUUGUAUAUACAUGAGUUGAAAAUGCAUUGUCUUUUGCUUUAUUUGCACUGAUCAACAAAACAACAACAACAACAACAACAACAACAAAUACUAUGUGUAACAGUAUGUUACAGUAUAUAGGCGUUUUUAUUGCAGCGUAACCACAUUUUUAUGGCAUUGCAGUAUUUUCUACUCUAACUGAGUUUGAUUCUAAAACUCAUUUGUAUGUUUUGUGCAAUGGAAAUGAACGGUGAGCAGAUGCUGAAUUGGGACUUACUGUUCAGGUAAAUAAAGUAAAAGAAACUGCCUGUUACGAAA